GACUUCGCCGUCUACUCCACCGCCGUGUACGUCUUCACCGAGGGCUACUACAGCCUGGCCAGCCCCCCCCGGGAGACCAACCUGGGGGUGCUCUGGUGCCUGCUGACCGUCCUCUUCUCCGUGAAGGUGUUUUUCAUGGUGAUGCGCCACUAUUUCCGCUCGGAGGAGGGGGGGGAGCGCUCCGUGUGCCUCACCUUCGCCUUCUUCUUCCUCCUCCUGGCCAUGGUGGCCCUGGUGGUCCGGGAGGAGCACCUGGAGUUCGGCCUCGAGGCCGGGCUGGCCGGGGUCAGCACUAACCUGGAGCCCCUCCUGAAGCAGCGGGGCUGGGAGUGGACGCUGCCCCUGGCCAAGCUGGGCUUCAAGCUGGGGCUGGUGGCCCUUUGCUCCUUCCUGGGCGCCUGCCUGACCUUCCCGGGGCUGCGCCUGGCCCAGACCCACCUGGAUGCCCUCAGGAUGGCAGCUGACCAGCCCCUGGCACAACCCCCAGGGAGGGUGCUGGGGCUCUGUGGGGACGAGGCUGCAGCUCAGGGACCGCCCCCCCAGCCCUGUCCCCUCUGUCCCACAGGGCACCUCUCCUGGGGGCUGUACCCGGAGCCCCCCCCGGUGUCCCCAGCGGUGGCGGUGCCGGGCCCGGCGGGCGAGGAGGGCGAGGACGUGCAGGUGGUGGUGCAGCAGAUCACGGGCAUCCUGGACUGCAUCUUCACCCCCCCCUUGCUCCGGGGGCUCUUCUCCUUCCUCACCUGGUGGGUGGCCGCCUGCCAGGUCGUCACCAGCCUCUUUGGCCUCUACUUCCACCAGUACCUGGCGGGGUCCUGACUGGGGGGAGCUGGGACGUGCCCGUGCCCGGCUGCUGCUCCUGCCUUGGCCGGUUCCUCCCCCCUUUGCACGUGCUGGUGGCACCCGUGGACACGUGGGGGGACGUUUCUGCUGCCAGCUCAGGGCAGGACGGGUUUCGUGCCCGGGUCAGGGUGGGCACUGCCCACCCCUGUCACCCGUCACCACCGUGCCUGCUCCCACCCCCUGCAGCCCCUCUGCCCCCUCCUGACCCAGCGUGGGGACACUCCACUGCUGUGCCCUCCUCCAGGGCAGCAGCAGCUCCUGCCAGCCCAGGUUGGUACCUGCUGGGCAGAGGAGGUGGUGGGGACCUCCAGCAGGGACUUCGGGGUGUGCUCUGCCUCGCGUUUGCCUCCGCCAGCUGAGGGUGUUUUUGUAGGGUCUCUGCCACGGCCAGCUGGGUCAGAGCUCCUUGGCAUCAUCCCUGUGCUCCCUGUGAGCCCUCAGGCCCAGCAGCCUCGGCCUUGGCCGGGUUAGGAAUAAAUCAGUGACCCAAAA
This is a messenger RNA of Manacus vitellinus (golden-collared manakin), 1332 nucleotides long. It is a transcript of the gene TMEM161A, whose product is annotated as transmembrane protein 161A. The record is from RefSeq and is a predicted model, not a curated record. The annotation marks the transcript as partial. NCBI's taxonomy places the organism in Eukaryota, Metazoa, Chordata, Aves, Passeriformes, Pipridae. The transcript is spliced from 5 exons.